CCUCUCAUCCGUUUCCACACAUAAUAUCUCCAACCGUUGCGCGUGCUCUUUUCAUUCAUGGGAUCAUGCGAUUUCCUUUGCUCUCUCUCUCUCUCUCCUAGAGAAUGAGAAUUUCGCCGAGAGAAGAGGAGCGGAAGAGGAGGAGGAAGAAGAAAGCGUCCUCCUUUCUUGAGCUUCAAUGGUUCCUGAGUGUUUCAGAGGAGAAAUCUAUGGAGGAGAGGCUCUGACUUGAACAGAAGGAAUAAGGGCACUUUUUGAACUUCAGUACGUCAAAUUUGAGGAAGAGAUGAAGGAACAAGGUGACUUGAACAUGAACUUAGUGCUGGGGCGCAGCGAUUCACAUAGAGAGUAUAUGAAGCAUACAAUUAUCAACCAGGAGCUCAUCUUCAGGAAUCAGAUCCUUGAGCUCCAUCGAUUAUACAAGAUGCAGAAGAUGCUAAUGCAAGAGCUCAGCUGGAAAGAGCCCCGGAAAUGCAAUGUUUGGAAAGCCAGCACUCAGUCAAAUCUAACACAACUUACAAGUAUAACAAGAAACCCACUGCCUAAGGACGUCAUUUUUCAUGAAACUCCAAAGGCUAUAGAGGAAUGCACCUCCUCCUGCAACAAGCUUCAACGGAGGCACCUUGAUCUCGAGGAGAGGAUGAUAAACUGCCAGCUUCCUGCUAUUGAGUAUUCCAAUAGCAGUGAUGCGCACUGUUUUGAAAAGCAAAUUUUAAGAGAUUAUUUAAAAGAAUCAGAAAACGGUCGUCGUUCCCGUGGCGAUGAUUUUGCCGAUCUCAAUAAUUUGAAGCUUUCCUUGACCAAUGGAGAGUGCAGUGAGAAGAUGGGAGGCAUUUUGACUAUAUCGGAUGCUAAGAGGAGCUACGCCGGUUCCCAUGGCAUUGCAAAUCCUCAAUGUCCAAUUAGAAGGAUGUUCGAUGAAAAUGAUAGACUCACGUUGUUGCCACAUGAAAAUGAUACCAACUUAUCUCUUUUAUCUAGUCAAAGCAUCUCGAAGAGUGCAAAGUGCGAUCCAUCUGAUGGGAUCACACACUCUAAAAGCCAACCCAGGUUCAACUUUCUGGAUGAAGCUGGGAAAGCGUACGUUGCAAAAGUUCCAAACAAUCUCCAGCCCAGGAAGCCUCCUGUUGUCGAUCUUAAUACAGUUAUUGUUGACAGCUCACCUUGUUGCUCAGAUGAUGUUACCACUGUCACCAAUCACUCGACGUCCUUAGCCGGGAAGGUUCGUCCAGACGGUUGUUGUAUUUUUGGUUAUAUCAUGAAAGAUGACAUCAGCAGCUCAGAUGAAAGGCAUAACAUGCUUCAAGGAGAAAGACUCUUGAAUAUUGCCGUGCUGAACUCCGAGGGCAAAACCAAUAGUGGACUCACAGAAAAGAAUCACCGUGAUGAUGCCAUUAGAGUUGCUGAGAUUAGCUCCAUGGAUCUUGAGGCUUCAUCCAGGAGGCUACCGGGCUUUUUUGAAUGUCUUGGCACUAACAAUGGUAAGAUUAAUAAUGAAUAUGUCGAGCUUACAUCAGAAUCUUCAAAUAGUCUUGUCCUGGAGCAGCAGGAGGGUAAUGCACGAGCAAAAGAUUCUGAGGAUGAUGAAAAAGACGCUCUGCUUUCUUCACCUGGGAAGAGCUGUCAAGACACAAGUCAAGAUGGACACCAGCAGAUGCAAUGUGGGAUCAGAAGUAUGGAUAGUGAUUCAAGUAGCAUAAAGACAGCACAAUCUGGACACGGAGUUGGAAAAUCUAGCUCUUUGAUGUCAGAAGAAAAAUCAACAGCACGUCAAGCUGUGGAAACCUCAUCGAACAAGCAGGAAACAGCACAAAGAAUAAGCAUUGGACCCGAGAACAGUUGCCCGGGAAGGAAAGAUUCACCUGAAGGUGAUGAAUUGAUCCAAGAAGCAGCCGAAUCACUCAUCCGAAUUUCACUUACCGAUCCGGCUUGGUUUGAAGAUUGUUCUAGGCAAGUGGGAUCUAACGAAGCAGAAAAGGAUGGUGAUAAUCCUACGAAACCCCUGUCUUCUUCUGAUUCCUACGAGUUGAACGUGCUCAUGCUAGAGGAAAGCAAUACAGAGGAUUAUUCAGUUACCUCAAAGGCAUUCGACAUAGCAGAAGUGUCGGAUAAGGAUUUCAGCAUUAGGCUGAGAAGGGGUAGGAGAUUGAAAGACUUUCAGAAGGAGAUAUUGCCUGGGUUAGCGUCUCUUUCCAGGCACGAGAUUCUCGAAGAUGUCAACAUUCUAGAGGGAGUCAUUAGAUCGAGGGAAUACCGGAAGUUAAGAGCCAAGAUGGCUGAUGGGGAGAUGUUGUGUGCUCCCUUGAGAAGCAGACGGUCAAGAUCCUAUCACGCAGGACGAAGAAGAUAUUGUUGACUAAUAUUGCUUCUUAGAUGUUAUUUGCAUUCCUAUGACCGCAAGUGAUGUGCCUUUGCACUACCAAUUAUUGUUUUAGAAGCUUUUUUAUGCAAAGAAUGUUAUUCUGGUCUUGUCGGGGAUUUAUGAGUACUGUAAACGUUUGAUUUUUUAGUGUUACUUUGAACCUGUCUAGGUUCUUCAUUGCGGUAGGACAGUUGUGUCGUAAGUUAUAAAACAGUCAGGUUUAUGCACUUUGUUGUGAAAAAUCUCAUCAGUGUUCAGAGAUGAUCUUUGUAAAAGUCAUCUUUGCUAAUGAUUGUCACAAUUCAGAUUAGGAAAA
Molecule: messenger RNA, 2678 nt
Organism: Syzygium oleosum
Lineage: Eukaryota; Viridiplantae; Streptophyta; Magnoliopsida; Myrtales; Myrtaceae
Exons: 5
Coding region: 287-2356 (689 amino acids)
Source: RefSeq, a predicted model, not a curated record